AUGGACCCCGCCGACCUACACAGCAAGAAGCGCAAGAGGAAGCAUAGCAGCUCUAAAUCUGAGAAGGAAGAAGCUGUUGUUGUGACGAAUGGCUCCAGCCCCGCACCAGAAGAAGUCGAUGUUGUGGUGAAGAAGAAGCGGUCCAAGGAGGAGAAGGCUCUGAAGAAGGCCAAGAAGGCCAAGAAGGCCCAUAAGGCUGCGGAGGAGGAGGAGAUUGUCGACGAAGAAGUGGUCCUGGAGAAACCUAACGAGGAUGCCGAGGAUGCUGUUCCAGAAGCAGAUGAAGCUGCCGAUGCGCAAUGGGAGAACGAGGAUGCAGAGGGCCUAGGAGAUGGAUCCGCAGACCUGGCCGAAGGAGCAUUGGCAGAUGCAAAGAACCUCUCGUUACCGGAUACUGGCGUCCAAGCGAAGAAGUUCAGUGAACUGAAUCUGUCGGAGAAGACUAUGAAAGCGAUCGAGGAAAUGAAGUUUGAGACCAUGACCGAGAUCCAACAACGAGGAAUACCACCUUUGCUGGCCGGAAGAGAUGUGCUGGGAGCUGCAAAGACUGGUUCUGGGAAAACACUGGCUUUCUUGAUUCCUGCCAUUGAGAUGCUCAAUGCGCUGCGGUUCAAACCUCGAAAUGGAACUGGUAUUAUUAUUGUUUCUCCCACGAGAGAAUUGGCUCUUCAGAUUUUCGGAGUCGCUAGGGAACUCAUGUCGCACCACUCUCAAACCUAUGGGAUAGUAAUUGGAGGCGCAAACCGACGGGCGGAGGCUGAGAAGCUCGCGAAGGGUGUCAAUCUGAUUGUGGCGACACCUGGCCGACUUCUCGAUCAUUUACAGAACACCCAAGGAUUCGUGUUCAAGAAUUUGAAAGCUUUGAUUAUCGAUGAGGCAGACAGAAUUCUAGAGAUUGGUUUCGAGGAUGAAAUGAGACAAAUUGUGAAGAUCCUACCAAAGAAUGAUAGGCAAACCAUGCUGUUCUCAGCAACACAAACGACCAAAGUCGAGGACUUGGCCAGAAUCUCCCUCCGAGCUGGACCCCUGUAUAUAAACGUCGACAACCAAAAGGAACACAGCACUGUCGAAGGUCUCGAGCAAGGAUACGUCGUCUGCGACGAAGACAAGCGCUUCCUUCUCCUAUUCUCAUUCCUCAAACGCAACCUGAAGAAGAAAGUAAUUGUCUUCCUCUCAAGUUGCGCUUGUGUGAAGUACUACGCCGAACUCCUCAAUUACAUCGACCUACCGGUUUUAGAUCUUCACGGCAAGCAGAAGCAACAGAAACGUACCAACACUUUUUUCGAAUUCAUUAAUGCCAAGCAAGGUACUCUUAUUUGUACUGAUGUUGCUGCGAGAGGAUUAGAUAUCCCGGCCGUUGACUGGAUCGUACAAUUCGAUCCUCCUGAUGACCCUCGCGACUACAUCCACCGGGUUGGUCGUACAGCCCGUGGCUCUAAUGGCAAAGGUCGAUCCCUGAUGUUCCUGCAACCGUCCGAAGUAGGAUUUCUCGCCCAUCUCAAAACAGCACGAGUUCCGGUUGUCGAGUUCGAUUUCCCCGCCAAGAAGAUCGUAAACGUACAAUCGCAGCUCGAGAAACUGAUUAGCCAGAACUACUACCUGAACAAGAGCGCCAAGGACGGGUACAGGAGCUACUUGCAGGCGUACUCGAGCCAUAGCUUGAGGACGAUCUUUGAUGUGCACAAGUUGGAUUUGGUGAAGGUGGCGAAGAGCUUUGGGUUCAGUGCGCCGCCGAGAGUGGAUUUGACAUUGGGUGCGAGUAUGAGUAGGGAUAAGAAGACACAAGGGAGGAGGGCGUAUGGAAGUCAGCCGAAGCAGGGUGGAAGCUUCAAGAAAAGGGGCACGUAUUAA
Cadophora gregata is the source of this 1851-nucleotide messenger RNA. It is a transcript of the gene HAS1, whose product is annotated as ATP-dependent RNA helicase. NCBI's taxonomy places the organism in Eukaryota, Fungi, Ascomycota, Leotiomycetes, Helotiales, Ploettnerulaceae. The record is from RefSeq and is a predicted model, not a curated record. The transcript has 4 exons. Gene Ontology annotation, molecular function: ATP binding; RNA helicase activity; nucleic acid binding. The coding region runs from base 1 to 1851 and encodes 616 amino acids. Gene Ontology annotation, biological process: maturation of LSU-rRNA from tricistronic rRNA transcript (SSU-rRNA, 5.8S rRNA, LSU-rRNA). Gene Ontology annotation, cellular component: nucleolus.